UGGGUGGGGUGACAAGUGCAUGUGGUCCGUGCGUCAGCUUUGUUAGAAAAUCGCUGGCAGGCCCAGCUGUGAGUGGACCAGUCCCUUCCGGCUGGAGACUUCAAGAUCGUUGGACAAUUAUAAAAGUCUACGGGUCUGUCAAACUUCCUGAAAGGACAAAACGCUAGGAAAGUUUGAACACCUGGUUAGGUACGCAAAAGGAUAUUGAUUUCGCGGCAUAACAAUCGCUAGGUUCAGGUCAGCUACAGCAAUGAGAUUUCAAGAGCUGAAGGGUUGAGAAUGCACUAUUAUUAUUAUUUUCCAGUAAGAUUUGCAAAUCCCUUUCUCUACAGGUUACAAUAAAAGCAGAACUUAGGCUUCUCAGCGUGGGCAUGCAGGAGUCAGUCGGGUGCCGACAGAUCUUCAGGACAUUGAAUGCCACCACCGUUGCCACGUCAGAAUGAGCAAACGCCGCGGCUGCCUACCAUCGUUCCUCCCCGAGCCAUGGGCUGCUCCUUCCUCUUCCAUAACAACGAGUGACUGCUAGCUAGCUUUUUCUCGCACACCAUGGAAUAGUGAAGGGUGAAAGUAAGGCAUCCUUCUGAGAGACUGAAGAUACCGAGAAGAAGAAAAGAAAAGCCCUGCCUUUCAUCACCUACCACAUCAAGACAUCCAGUCAGUCGGCGAAAUUCUCGGCCAUCAGGCCUCGCCCAAAUAGAACCACCAAGCACAACCAUCCGCCCACCAUGAUCAUCAACGUAACCUCGAUUUACAAACUGAAAGUCCGGCCCUCACCUCGUGCGGCCCUCCUUCCUGCUCCAGAUGUCCAAACUCCGGACCGCGACAUGGCCUCGUUCGACCGGUACUUGAGCACGCUUCCCCACGAAUUCCAGGAGCUCGCGGCGCACCUCAACCGUACCUCGGCCGAUCUCCGCGAGGCCAGGACCGAAAUCUGCGGCCUCUGGGCCCAGCUGUUCGUCUUCAACGUCAUGAUGGCCUGGCACGCCCAGCUCGCCGUCGGCCUCGGCACCGACGCCCACCGCCUCAUAGAGCGGCAGCGGCAGUCCCUCUUCGGGGAGCGCAUCCGGCACCUCGGCAUGAUCCAGGAGAGGCAGCAGCGCCUGCAGGCCAUGCACGGCCUGACGGUCGCCCGGUUCCACACGCUUCUGCAGCGGUGGGAGGACGAGAAGUCCAAGAUGGGAGCGCUGCGGAAGUCGCCCUAGACUGUCUCACCAAUCACCCCAUGCCGGGCGCCGCGGGUGUCUUUCGGCACUACCGGGAGAGGACUGGGAGAGGACUGGGAGAGGACUGGGAGAGGGCGGGGAGAGAGAAAAGAGAGAACUAAACCGCAGAAACAACCGAGUCCACCGAGGUUCAUGGGUCUGAGUAGGCAUGCAUGCAUGUAUUGAGCUUGGGCUUGGGAGGAACACGAACCUAAAUCAGGAGAUCCAUCGAGGGGGUUGGAACGGAAGGUCUUCACAGUCUAUUCUAGCAUGGGGAAGUGUCUAGGUAGUUGUGUCUUGUAAGCCUCCAACCCCAGACCAGAAUGGCCGGGGCGAUAGCCCGUCAUUCGUUUCCAAGCUGCCUUCUGCACCUCUACCAGUGCCGCUUCUGGGCCAAGAUAACGAACAGUGCCAUGAGGAUGAUUUUGAC
This is a messenger RNA of Gaeumannomyces tritici R3-111a-1, 1632 nucleotides long. RefSeq lists its product as hypothetical. The transcript has a single exon. NCBI's taxonomy places the organism in Eukaryota, Fungi, Ascomycota, Sordariomycetes, Magnaporthales, Magnaporthaceae. The coding region runs from base 726 to 1202 and encodes 158 amino acids. The record is from RefSeq and is a predicted model, not a curated record.